AUGUCCAUCGACUCUGUCCAGGCCCAUGGUACUACUAAGGUAUCACUAUCACCCUCUCCAUGUAACCCUGAGGAUAUGUCAACAUAUGAGAAAUACUUUCCUACCGCGGCGGCGGAGAUGUGUAGAAUGCAAUUACUUGGCGUGCAAACAGUGCUCGCAAUUAAAGCCGUACACCAAACAUGGCAGGGCCAGCUCGCAAGCGCACCCAUACUCCUGGCCCCACGACGCCCCCCCCCCCCAAAGCGCUCACGCAAUGCCCGAGUGGAGGAAACCCCAGAUCCAAACUCCACCCAGGAGCCAGACCCCAAAAAGAAAAAGCAGCCUGCUUCAAAACCUACCAUUAAGCCUGAUUACGCACCCAAUCAUCUCCGCAAGUUCAUGCAAAGCUCUAAGUCGAUUGAAGAAUGGAGCGUGCGCGUGCCGCUUUACUGGGCCCAAGUAUUUUUCGUGCGCGCCGGGUUUCUUCAAGCCCCUAUACGCGCCCUCUUUAAGCAACUCUUGCCCGCCGAAGAGUUGUUUGCCAAAGCCGAACUUGAUCUUCUUGGCGACUUCCAGGCUGCGCACGAUAAGGUUUUAAACCAUCUGGUCAAAAAGGUCAAGCAAUACGCCCAAAUCUUCCAGGAAAGCCCCCUCCUGGAACACUAUCUUAAACGACGGUCCCUUGCAGAAACUGCGCAUAGGGUUCGCCCCUCCCCACCUUUGGCGGACGUUACCGCUUUUGGGAUGACGGAGCUCAUUGAAAUCCACACGCCCCUACUGAUAGGCGUGCCCACGGUGAAAGCUCCGCCUAGCCAUAUUGGCUGGCUCGAAGAUGAUACGGAUGAAUACUGGGAAAAGACCCUGCGCGAUAGAUUUUGCGUCGCUGUGGGCAAAGCUCUCCAUCAGUGCGGCACAGACCCCAUCAGCGACCUGGGCGAUAAUUACAUAGCGACUAUCUUCAAGGACAUAACCCCUGCCACCAAUUCCCCCCUUAUAUGGCCUCCGCCAAUUACCUCCACCCCCAUCAAAGACCGUCCACCCGCCUUACUACUGCCAUAUUGCCCCACGGAGAAUUCAUCGCAAAAUAGCGGCUACACGCCAGUUCUCCCCACUCCCCCAUCGCCGCCACAUGGAGGUUUACUCUCCGACUUUGACGACCCUAACUUUGACUUCACUGGCAUCGUGAAAGAUGCGGAGAAUGCUGUUUCGAUGGACGCAGAUAUAUUUGCGCGCCCAGGAAAUCUUGACUCCGCCUGUGAUUACAAUGAAGAAACUCCACUCUCCAAUACCCUCGCCAAGAUAUACGCGCGCUCCAAUAUUUACAUGAAGCAUGAAAUUCAUCAGCGGGUAAUCCUCGACGAGUGCAACCGCAUGGAUACUAUCGCCUACGCUGCCCUACGCCGUAAGGAAUACCUGCUCACUGCUACUCGUAAACAGCACGCUCUUAUUGAGCAGUACAAAAGAAAAAGAGACAAGCUCUGUGAGCUGUACGGAGAAGAACCAUCGCUCCUCGAAAAUUUGUCUAACGCAACGCAAGCCAUGGAAACUGAGAGAGCAUAUACUACGCGCGCGCGCGAUCAGUCCAAACAGCCAGCGCAACAGAUGCAGCAUCACUCCAACCCCUCAUGGCAAAACCACCCCGCCGAAGCUCCUGGCACCGCGCAACAAGCAAUGUCGCCCACCAGCGCCUUCUUCGGCAUUCCUCCUGCGCGCCUACCCACCGAGCAUAUUUUUAAAUCGCGCAAGGUAGCAAAAGCCCCGCCCGCAGAAUCCCACGUGAGCUCGAGAGGUGACAUGGGCUCCCGAUAUCACCACACGGCGAACCCUUCUGCACCCCUUAAAACCAUGAGAAUAACCCCCGAGCGUAAAACGAGUGAGCACGCGCCGUCACCGCUAUCUACGCAAAUGGAUCCUCAAUCGCCCCGCGAAAACAUCACGCGCGCGGGGUCGAGAUAUUGGCCCCCUAAUAUGACCACUGCGUUUCGUGAGCCUUCCAGUGAAGCUUGUAGUGUCAUUGACCUUGAAGCCGAGGAUGUUGUCGAUUCUGGAGCGCCCCUCCCUACCCCCGCGCCCCUCUCUACCCCCGCGCCCCAGACUCCCCGCUAUGGCCCUAGACCGCAGAGCCAGGGCUUCGAGGAUAGGCAUAAAGGGCUCUAUACAAGGCAAACCUCCAGCAGGGCGGUUUUCCCACCUAAGCUUGAAGUGAUAAAUGAGAAUGAGGCAGGCUCCUCCCCCACCGUCCCCGAUACCCCCCAGCACGAGGACGUCAAUACCGAUGCGCGGCGCCCCACCCGAGGCUCAGCAGAAAUAUCACAGAAGACGACAGAUGUCGGCAAUUGGGUGAAUGCAAUCCCCUCGGACGGAGAUGUAGAAGGGGGGGCAGAAAGUCUAGAAGGGGGGGCAGACAAUCUAGAAGGCGGGGCAGAAAAUCUGCCAAAGCAGGAUUCUUGA
Morchella sextelata is the source of this 2430-nucleotide messenger RNA. RefSeq lists its product as uncharacterized. Bases 1 to 2430 code for a protein of 809 amino acids. The record is from RefSeq and is a predicted model, not a curated record. The transcript is spliced from 4 exons. NCBI's taxonomy places the organism in Eukaryota, Fungi, Ascomycota, Pezizomycetes, Pezizales, Morchellaceae.